AUGGAAUCGAAGAAUUUCAUAAACGAAAAAUUUGAAGAAAACAAAACAGAACUUAAGGAACUCAAGGAUUCGGUGAAACAGAUUGAUAGUGCUACCAAAUCCCUUAGCAGUAAGGAACAAGAUCUCCAAGAUAAGCUUGUUAACCUUAUCUGUGAUCACAACGAUUUGAAGGAAAGGCAUCUUGAUCUUCAGUGGAGGAACUUGAGAGAUAAUCUCAUCAUUAACGGUACCCCGGAAGAUCCCGAGGAAAACACCGAAAACGUAGUGAUAGAAUUCCUUAGUCGACAGAUGGAAAUAGUUCUAGACCCUUCCAAAUUCCAUCGCGUACACAUAUUUGAGCGCACUGGUAUCGGAAGGCCGAGACCCAUAGUGGCCAAAUUUGUACUCUACAAAGACAAGGAGAGAAUAAAAAAAUCCCAAAAGAAGCUUAAAGACACACCCUAUGGAAUCAGCGAUAUGUACCCUCGUGAAAUCAACGAAAGACGCAAAGAGUUAUACCUACAUUACAAGCGCGUCAGACAACAAGGGAUGAAAGCAGUGAUGAAUGGUGACAAACUUUAUAUCAACAAUAAGUUAUUUGACCCACGUGAGCACGUAAACAACAACCACAUGGACACUGACCCCACAACCGGAAGGAAUCAUGGAGUCCCCAAUAGAGGCAGAAGAAUGAACUCUCAACGCUAG
Ostrea edulis (European flat oyster) is the source of this 684-nucleotide messenger RNA. RefSeq lists its product as uncharacterized. The transcript has a single exon. The coding region runs from base 1 to 684 and encodes 227 amino acids. The record is from RefSeq and is a predicted model, not a curated record. Lineage: Eukaryota; Metazoa; Mollusca; Bivalvia; Ostreida; Ostreidae.